GGAGGCCGGAUAUGUUCCAUAAGAGAGAAUCAAACUUUUGGGGCUUUUGGCGUCCAAUCGGUGAGGCGGAUUUGUUCCAUAAUUCUCAGCAAUCUCUCCUCCGUCCGCCAUUGUUUUUUCACACUGACUGACUUCAACAAAGCGACACUGAGGAGAUGCAGGGUCCUGAUGGCCAGCCAGGAUACCAGCAUGUCCUGAAGCUGGCCAAGGCCCUGCUGGAAGCCAGGAGCCUUCAGGGGCUUUCUGACAAGAGGGUGGACGAACUCAUGGCCCUCUGGCAACGCCUGCACGAGCCGGACAGGCGACGAGUCGUCUACCCUCCCAGACACCGGGAGAGGCAGCUGAAGGGGAAAGAACACCUCCUGUCCUGGGAAGGAGAGUCUCCAACGGUUCUCUCGGCAGUACAGGUGGGACAAGGACAGCCCUUCAAUUACAACAUCCCGGAGGCGCCGGGACCUUCAGGGGUGGGUCUGCCUGCCUCAUCUGGCCACAUCCCCCCUCCUCCUCCCCCUCCUCCUCCCCCUCCUCAGACACUGCUCCCGGAUGUCCCUCUCAUGGCUGCCUCUGCUGCUCAGCCUCCUCCUCUUCGUGUGCCCAGGACAACAGCCUACAGGAAGAGGAAGGCGGCGGAGGCUGAUGCUGCAAGGGGCGGGCCGUCGCCCGGGAGCAGACAGGUCAGUACACCUGCAGCAAGUGUGGCCAGGCCAAGAGGAUCAACACUGACCACACUCGCAUUGCAGGUGUGUCUUACUGUGCGGCUGCCGGUGGGAAAACUGGCGGGAGGAGAUGAAAAGACUCAAAAGGGACCCAGAGGGUGGGGGGGAAUGAUAGCACUUUUUUCUUUAAUUCUCUUUUAUCUUUAUUUAUUUGAAUCUCUAUUUUAAAAUAAAACUCUGAACUGAA
Messenger RNA from Trematomus bernacchii (emerald rockcod), 903 nucleotides. RefSeq lists its product as uncharacterized. Lineage: Eukaryota; Metazoa; Chordata; Actinopteri; Perciformes; Nototheniidae. The record is from RefSeq and is a predicted model, not a curated record. The coding region runs from base 156 to 884 and encodes 242 amino acids. The transcript has 3 exons.